Messenger RNA from Oxyura jamaicensis (ruddy duck), 3497 nucleotides. RefSeq names its product eukaryotic translation initiation factor 6 (gene EIF6). Gene Ontology annotation, cellular component: cytosol; preribosome, large subunit precursor; nucleolus. The transcript has 6 exons. Bases 90 to 827 code for a protein of 245 amino acids. NCBI's taxonomy places the organism in Eukaryota, Metazoa, Chordata, Aves, Anseriformes, Anatidae. The record is from RefSeq and is a predicted model, not a curated record. Gene Ontology annotation, molecular function: ribosomal large subunit binding. Gene Ontology annotation, biological process: cytosolic ribosome assembly; assembly of large subunit precursor of preribosome; ribosomal subunit export from nucleus.
CCGCCCGCUGCCUUCCGCCCGCCGCCAGCGUCGGAAGCGGCGGUGCCGCGUGGGGUGCGUGGGGCAGCGCGGUGCUCCCGGCCGCCGCGAUGGCCGUCCGUGCCAGCUUCGAGAACAACAAUGAGCUGGGCUGCUUCGCCAAGCUCACCAACGCCUACUGCCUCGUGGCUAUCGGCGGCUCCGAGAACUUCUACAGCGUCUUCGAGGGGGAGCUCUUCGGGACCAUCCCGGUGGUGCACGCCUCCAUCGCCGGCUGCCGCAUCAUCGGCAGGAUGUGUGUGGGGAACAGGCACGGACUGUUGGUCCCAAGCAGUACAACAGACCAAGAGCUUCAACAUAUUCGAAAUAGCCUUCCAGAUUCUGUACGAAUUCAGCGAGUAGAAGAGCGUCUCUCAGCGCUAGGCAAUGUCACUACCUGCAAUGACUACGUAGCUCUUGUUCAUCCAGAUCUUGACAGGGAGACUGAAGAGAUCUUGGCAGAUGUACUAAAGGUUGAAGUAUUCAGGCAGACUGUAGCAGAUCAGGUGCUAGUAGGAAGUUACUGUGUUUUUAGUAACCAAGGAGGAAUUGUGCACCCCAAAACUUCAAUUGAUGAUCAGGAUGAACUGUCUUCAUUGCUCCAGGUUCCACUUGUGGCUGGAACAGUGAAUCGUGGCAGUGAGGUCAUUGCAGCAGGAAUGGUUGUAAAUGACUGGUGUGCCUUCUGUGGACUGGAUACAACCAGCACAGAGCUCUCUGUCAUUGAGAGUAUCUUCAGGUUGAACGAAGCUCAGCCAAGUACCAUUGCUACCAAUAUGAGAGAUUCCCUGAUUGACAGCUUGACAUGAGCAGUGUUGGUUCAGGAAGCUCCUAAGGAGUGAUGUGUCAAGCAGCACUUCGGAUUACAGACAUCUAGAUCUUCUGUUGUUUCUGCAGGCCCAGCACCAGGAAGAGGCUACAAAAAAAACCUGUAGUGUUUUGUAAAAUAAGUAUUGUUGCAAAACGUGACAAAUAACAUAUAUAAGUUACAAAUAUGAAAUGCUUUCUAACUCUUUGCUAAUGUUCUCCAGUUUUUCUUCAGCUGUGUUUUCUUUGUUUAUGAUGCUGACUGAGGUCCUCAAUUUAGCCCACAAUAUUUCCUUUUGUCUUUUAGAUGUUGAUCACUAGAAAAUGUUUUGCCUUAAAUAGUGGAUCAGUGUUCUGCUGCACAGCAGGCUGUUUAAGCAUGUAUAUGGCACUGCCUUCCCUUUUCACAGUCUUGCUAAAGAGUGAUAAUACUGACAUAAGUUCACUUAAGAGCCCCUUGUGUUUUCUGUACCAAAAACAUAGUAGUUUACUUGCCAAAAAAAGAAUUCAGCAAGCAUCACCUGCUCUUGUGACCUGACUUGCAGCUAUUCUCACAGGGCUGGUGAUUCUGAAGUGAUUAGCUCAGAUUAGAAAUUGAGUUUCUCUAAGUCAAUACAGGGACUUAACAGCCAAGUGUGACUGCUUCCAGAGCAGUGGUAUUUGAUUUGUUGCCUGCAGACGUCUGGUGACAUAUAUGCUACUUCAGAGGCAUCUGCAAAAGUGCCUUGAAAAACAUGCAGUUGACAGUAGGCUUAAACGUGCUGUACAGGAGUUGGCCACCUACACUGGAAAACUCUUUAGAAGUCUGCAUAUCAAAAAGGGUUGAAGAAUGUCAUCUUGGGUUACCUUGGAGACAAAGGUUAAGUAACGCAGUUGUAAACAGUUACUUCAUUCAGGAAUAAGCUUUGGGAUUGGGAGCUUGCUAUUGAAGAGUUCUGCCUUUGUCUAGCAGUGGCGGUGACGUAAAUGCUGCUUUCAGGCAGAAGAUAGUCAUUUACUUCUAAACACAGCUAUGGCUCCUUGAUCUCUCAUUUCAGUUGCUUUUCUUGUGCUUUCUUGUUACAGGUAUGCCUCUGCUUCCUAUCCAAAGGGUAUGUGGAAGCUGCCUGCUUGCUUCCAUAUAGCUGUAUUAUUCUCAGCUGGAUUCUCUUGCGGAGUGCAGUCCUGAAGGCAGUUUGGGCAGAACUCUUUUUUUGGCCCUGGUGUUUCAGGCUCUGUAGAACAUUAAAUAAACCUCCACAUAUGUUGGAGUGUCUGGAUGUUUAGGGAACAAUUUAUAAGGUUGGAGUUGAUUAAAGGUUGUUCCUCAGACUUUUAAGUGAGGAUUGCCAUAGGAUUGUCUCUGAUCAUAGCUAGCCCUGUUACCUAGCCUGUCUAGAAUGGUGACAGGCAGGGGCUGCCAUUUCCAGACUGCUCAUGUGCUCUCUGCCACUGGGGAAGCCUGUAAGCAGGUUAUAGCUCUUCGUGUUAUUUGGCUAACGAUUUCAGUUGUCUCUGGCCCCUUUUAUGCAAUGGACACACUUUUUUGUCACUGACUCCAGGUCUCUUCCUCUUAGCAAAUCUCAGUAUUUAGAGUCAGGAACUGGUUUUCUUUGGUCACCUCAUAGGGCGUUGAUAAAUGGUGAAGUCUGACCAUCGCUGUGGGUGUUAGCAUAUAUUCAUCGAGUGUGAAGUGAGUAAGACUGCAGGUUUUGUCUCUGUUUUCCUUUUAAUUACAGUCAUUAUGCAGAAAUCCUAGUUUGUAUUAGUGAACUUGAUAUGUGUUAAAAAUUGCUUAGAGGUAAGCGAGAAAUAAUCCAGUUUCUGUGAAAUCCAAAUCCUUAAAUAAGAAAGAUACUGGGACAAUGUUGGCGAUAGAAAUAUGCCAAAGAGUAAGAGAUAGAAGAAUAGGGUAUUGCUAACUGCGAUGUAUGACCUCGUAUGAAUACUGCAUUGAAACCUGGGAACUGCAAGGUGGCAAACAUGUUAUCACUUAUAGACAAAGGGUUUGUGGGAAUUCUAAACUAGUAAGGUGGACCGGUGUACAAAGAAAACUAUCAGAAACUGUAGUAAAGAGUGAAAGUAGUAGAAACAUGGAUACAUGAUAGCAUGCAAGAGCAUAAACUUGGUGCUUUAAUGCCAAGUUCCACAAAGCCUAUGGAGUUAUUUAAAGAUUAAGUUUCUUUGUAAUCUAUCUGAACUUUCAAAAGGUAUUUGCAAGGUUUUGUGCCAAAGGCUUUUAAAGACCCUGGAUAAUCCUGUGGAAUGAGGGGGAGGCCCUUUUGUGUGUUAGAGGAUGGGGGGGGGGGGGAGGCAGAAGGCUGAAUUUUUCACUGGAUUUUUAUAGGGAGCUCAGCUGGAAGCCAUGGUGUUCAGUUUAUUGUGUCCUGUUUAGGACAGGAAGUGGAUUAGUGGAGCAAAGUUUACUCAAAAUGACUCAUUCUGACUAAUAGGGAUGAGGACUGACUGAUGUGGUGAUGGAAAGAUAUGGGAUGGGAGUUUCCCUUGAGGUUUAAUGACUAAUUACAAGACAGAAGCUGAUCCCUCUUAAGAGUGGAGGUCUGCCUCUGUUCUGACUGUAGCAAUUGUGUGACUGUAGUGAUUAAUUGCUGAUUAUAUUUACCUGCAUAUUUAUCUAGAAAAAUGAAUGUACUUUACUGGUGACCAAAUUAUUCACAGUCAAAAUGUGGAGG